This is a messenger RNA of Podarcis muralis (Common wall lizard), 5282 nucleotides long. It is a transcript of the gene NAA25, whose product is annotated as N-alpha-acetyltransferase 25, NatB auxiliary subunit. The record is from RefSeq and is a predicted model, not a curated record. Gene Ontology annotation, molecular function: protein binding. Lineage: Eukaryota; Metazoa; Chordata; Lepidosauria; Squamata; Lacertidae. Gene Ontology annotation, biological process: N-terminal peptidyl-methionine acetylation. Gene Ontology annotation, cellular component: NatB complex; cytoplasm.
GGCCCGCCCAGGCCGGGCCGGCUGGCUGGCUGUGGCGGCGGCGGCGGCUGCGCGCUGCGGUUCUGCGCUCUCAUCAUGGCGGCGGCGCGGGGCCAUGUGCAGGACCCCAACGACCGGCGCCUCCGGCCCAUUUACGAUUACCUUGACAAUGGCAAUAAUAAAAUGGCAAUCCAGCAGGCAGACAAGUUGCUGAAGAAACACAAAGACCUUCACUGUGCUAAGGUUUUGAAAGCAAUCGGCCUGCAAAGAACCGGGAAGCAAGAUGAAGCAUUCACUUUAGCACAAGAAGUAGCUGCUCUUGAACCCACGGAGGAUAAUUCGUUACAAGCUCUGACUAUUCUAUACCGGGAAAUGCAUCGGCCGGAGCUGGUCACAAAACUCUACGAGGCAGCUGUGAAGAAAGUUCCCAGCAGUGAAGAGUAUCAUUCCCACCUCUUCAUGGCCUAUGCAAGGGUUGGGGAAUACAAGAAGAUGCAACAGGCUGGAAUGGCACUUUAUAAGAUUGUUCCCAAAAACCCUUACUAUUUUUGGUCUGUGAUGAGCUUAAUUAUGCAGUCUAUAUCUGCACAGGAUGAAAAUCUCUCAAAAACCAUGUUUUUGCCUCUAGCUGAAAGAAUGGUAGAAAAAAUGGUAAAGGAAGAAAAAAUUGAAGCUGAGGCAGAAGUUGAGCUUUACUACAUGAUUCUAGAACGCUUGGAGAAAUACCAGGAAGCUCUGGAUGUUGUGAGAGGAAAAUUAGGAGAGAAGUUAACCAGUGAGCUCCAGAGCAGAGAGAACAAGUGCAUGGAGAUGUACAAAAAACUGGGCAAGUGGCCAGAAUGCAACGCACUCUCCAGGAAACUUCUGCUGAAAAACCCAGAUGAUUGGCAGUUUUAUAUGAUCUAUUUCGAUUCCAUCUUUCAACUGAUUGACGCAGCCUGGACUCCCCCAGCUGAAGGAGAGCACUCUCUCGAAGGCGAAGUGCAUCACAGCACAGAGCAAGCCAUGGCUUUCAUAGAGCAGAGGAUAACACAAGAAGCCAACAGCGCCCGGCCACUCCGGGGACCUUUCCUCGCCCGACUGGAGCUGAUCAGGCGCUUGCGGCACCGAGGCUGCAGUGAAGAACACAAAUUGGGUGAUCCAGAAGAGCUGAUGUUCCAAUAUUUCAAACAAUUUGGGGACAAACCCUGCUGCUUUACUGAUCUCAAGGUGUUUAUAGAUCUCCUCCCACCAACCCAAUAUACAAAGUUCAUCAACCAGUUGCUGGGGGUCAUCCCCCUGUCUGCACCAGCAGAAGAGAAACUUGCACUACCAGCUAACAUCAAAGCUUUGCAGCAACACUUGUGUGUCGUGCAGUUGACAAGGUUGCUUGGCCUCUACCACACCAUGGACAAAGCCCAAAAGCUGGGAGCCAUCCAGGACUUGAUGUCACGAUAUCGGCACGGACUGGAUUUUGGAAAAUCUUGUUUGAAAACAGAGUUGCAGUUUUCCGACUACUACUGUCUGCUUGCUGUUCACUUGCUCCUUGACAUCUGGCUAGAGGCAGGUGAGGAGCCGGCUGCCUGGCACUGCUUGACUUUACUAGAAGAAGGGCUGGCUCACAGCCCCUCCAAUGCUCAGUUCAAAUUGUUGCUCAUCCGGAUCUACUGCAUGCUUGGGGCGUUUGAACCAGUCGUGGAGCUUUACUCCAGCCUCGAUGCCAAGCACAUACAGCACGACACCAUCGGUUACUUGCUGACACGCUAUGCCACAGCCUUCGGUCACUAUGCUGCCGCAUCACAAUCCUGCAACUUUGCACUCAGGUUUUUCCACUCCAACCAGAAAGAUACCUCAGAAUACAUUAUUCAAGCCUAUAAAUAUGGUGCAUUUGAGAAGAUCCCAGAAUUCAUUGCUUUCAGGAACAGACUAAACUCCUCGCUUCACUUUGCACAAGUCCGCACAGAACGGAUGUUACUGGACCUCUUACUUGAAGCAAAUAUAUCAGUGAGUUUGGAAGAAAGUAUAAAGUCCAUGAGCCUAAGUCCAGAAGAGGAUGACAUUCCCUGGAAUGACCUGCGGGACAACCGAGACCUCACUGUCUUGUUUAAUUGGGACCCAAAAGACAGGGGCAUUUCUGAAGAACACAAGGAACUCUCCUUGGAGGAAGAGACCAUAUGGUUGCAGAUCCGAUCUUUGAUGUUGCGGCUCAUAAGUGGCCUGCCAGCCCUUGGCCACAACGCCCAGCCAAAGAACUCCGAGAAAACCACAGAAAAUGGCGUCUCCUCCAAGAUCGACAUGAUAAGAGCUCUGCUGCGGAAGCUGGACGCUGCAGUGAAGUCCGGAAAGCAGUUCCUUGAGCAGAAAGUCCAGUAUCCGGUCCUUGGCCCCCCACCUUCCCGAAUGGCUGGUUUCUUCAACAGUGGGAGCUGCCAGUGCCAGACCAGCUUAUUUCACCUUGUUAGUGAAAUUUAUGAAUUAGAUACUAUUGGGUUAGAAGAUUCUGCAGCAAUUCAAGAGAGAAUAGGAAAUAGCUUUAAAUCAUUACUAGAACAACUAACAGAUCAAUUCAAUAAAUGUAAAGGUGAUUUGUUGGAAGUCAGGGAAGGCAGGUUCCGAACCCAUCCGAAUAUUUUAGAAAAUCUGGUCUUCUUCGUGGAGACCAUCUCCAUUGUUCUGUGGGUAUGCAGUUAUUCUGACGCCGUCCUCAGGCCCUACAGAUCAAGCUUGCAAAAAAAGAAAAAGAAGAAAAAAGAGAGCGUUGUAGCAAUGCCCCCUGUGUUCACCAGCUUUCAGGAUUACAUUUCCGGUCUCCAGACUCUCAUUUCCAAUGUGAUAGAUCAUAUCAAAGGGCUGGAAAUCAAUCUAGCUGCGCUUAAACUUGAAGAACUCUCCAUAGAGGACAAUUUACUGUCGCAGGAAGAAAAGAAGUUUACAAAGACUGUGCUGAGGAAAGUCCAGAACAGUUACCAACAUGCGAUACAGGAAAUGGGAGAACUGCUGAAAAAGAGACUUGAUACCAUCAAAACUCUAAAGGUUUAAGGAAGUGUGUCCUGGGUGCCAAGGGUCAAGAUUGAAAUGCCGACAACAGACAAGAAACAGCAUUUGCCACCAUCCCUUCAACGUUAAAAAUCUGGAACUUCCUCAUAAAUGCAUGAAGGACUUUUGAUCGUAAAAAUAGUUUUUUUUUAUGUAUUAAAAAGAUAUAUUCAAGCUGAUUAAAUUAUUGUACAUAAAAACCAGAAGCAGGGACCCUUGUCCGUCAGGGUUAGACCACUUUUUUAUACAUGUUCAUAAGCAUAUUGUAACAGAGGCAAAAACCCCUAACCUGUUUCACUUCCCUUUGUGGGGAGAGGGGGGCAUUCUCCAGAAGCUCUCUGGGGGCUUGAAGUCUUUAGAAGCAGCAAUAGAAAUCCAGUGUAAAGCAUAUUUCAAAGGAGUUUGUAUUUUUUCCAUCACACAAUGCAGCAUUUAUAGUUUUGUGUGCAAGUUUCUUGCCUUAGAAAAGCAGAAGUUCAGAGAGCCCAGUGCUCCACUGUGUAACUUCUUGGGUGUUCUUUCUUUCUCCCCGUCCAACACCCCCCCCCCUUGAGAACAGUUGUAUGACUGCUUCAUGAACUAAUUGGGCCAGGACAGGUGACUUUCUCCCCCACCCACCCCCCACUCCAGAACAGUUAUUUUUAUUCACACCAACAACCUAACAACUGAAGGCACUGCCUGAGUGAGUUGCAACCUGUGUGCCCUUGUGUGUCUUGCUUUCCAGUCCUGCAAGGAAAAACAAAACAAAAUCAAAAAAGUUGGUAUCUGCUUAAGUUUGUUCCAAGGUGAAAUAAUGACAAAAGAAACAUAUAAACUUGAUUGAAAACUCAACUUUGGCUGCAGCUCAGUGCAAAUGGAACUGUUGGCUAACGGCUGAAGGUGUGUAUAUGUAAUCUGUUCCAUAAACUCAACACACCUAUCUUCCUUUGUGUAAAAGAUGAAUUGCUGAGGUGGUGUCUGUGCCCUUGGAUGCUUCAUAUUAGGUGUAUGGCUGUAUUUCAAGCAAGUUUAUGUGGUGAGGAACAGGAUGCAUGGUCUGAGUUGUGCUUCCUGUUAUUCGUAAAUCUCUUAAGAUUGAUCCUGGGCAUCGUUAGGGAAUGUGCAUUAGAUAAAUUUUGGAUGAGACUCUAGAAAAUCAAUUUCAAAUCCUGUUCAUUCCCACCAUUCCAAACCUUUCAUCAUAUCUAAAACACUUUUGGUGAACAUUUGUGUAGGUUCCUCUUGGAUUAUGGAGUGUUUUAUUAAAUGCAUGGAAAUCAUCAUCUGGCCAAAAGAAAUGGCUUUCGAUAAAGUAUGUUGAUCUUCCUUUGCAACCAAAUACAAGCAAGUGUAGCAGACUUGAUUAUCCAGGCACCACCUUGAAUAUCCCUCCUCCCACUCCUUGUUAUUUUGUUCAUCAUGUUGCAUGGCACAGGCAGUCCUUGUUUUGUUUGGGGGUACCGUUCCAUAAGCCCAGCCCAUCCAGCCCCUUGUCAUGGCAUCUUUAUGACAUUUUGGGGCUACUUACGGGUUCAGCGAUGUGCGCUUGGGCACCAUCAUGCAUCAUUCAGACGCGCCUAAACUCGGAGUUGCCUCUACCACUAAACUUUUUUUCUACCAAAUUACAGCUGUUUCAGAAUCAAUGGGUACUGAAAAUAGGUAAUUUUUUUGGCAACAAAGACUUCAGGCUUUGGCAGAUACCUGGCUAAAGGAAAAACGAUAACAAGUUUUAAAUUUUUGAAAGAGCUGGUAGUCUUGGGGGAUGGCACAUCAUUUUCCCUAGAAACAAGUGGUGAGACGUUUCUCUUGUGGCCAGUCCACUACGGAUUCCUUAUGCAGAAUUCUAGGCCCUGUGAACUUUUGUGAUUAGCCUAUUUCUGCUAUUAAUUAGGAGGGAUCUGAAGACCUUGACCGUAAAAUUUUCAGGUGUACUUUUAGGAAUGAUCCGCACGGCUUUUAUUUCGCCAGUUGUGUUGAUGUGUUAGUACAUUCUAGCCACUUCAGCCUCCUUAAUCACCAUUUUGCACAGCUGAGGGGGACCAGUAGAUUUUCUGUGGCCAUCUUGACAUUCCCAGAAGUACCUGCUUCUUCCAGGAACAAUUCUCACAUAGAUAUGUUUUCUGUCCAGAAACCCCAGCAUCAUUCUUAGACACCAGACAAGAAAUCAGUCUUUAUUUAUUUUAAUCUGGAACUGUUCUUCACUCCAGCUACACAUGCAAUUUUUAGUGACAUACUGAAGUCUAGAUUUGCCAGUAGGAUCCAUUGGAGAAUGAAGGCCUUCGGUGCUUGCUUUUGGAAAUGAGGCUUUU